CAUGUUGUUUGAAUCUCUUCUUCUUUGACCUAGAACGAGUUGGGGCGUUUUAUAUUCUCUGUUUUUAUAAAACAAAGCGAAUCGUUAAUGGAGAUCCAAUAUUGUCUCCAAUCUCGGUGAGUUCUUCUUUUCCUCUGCAUUUCACUCUCUCCCUCUUGUUGAUUAUCAAAAAUUUCUUGUGGAGGUAAGAUUUGGUGGGUUAAUGGUAGUAAGUGUAUGGGUGGAUGUUUCAAGUAUGAAUUGAGAAUGCUACGGUCUGAAUCGUUUGUUCUUGUAUAUGUCAGAUGCAUAUAAAAUGUUUGUAGAAAUGCUCUAUAGAGAUUCUGCAUUAAUCUUGUAUAUGUCAGCGAAUUUUUGUUUGGAAAAAGUGUAUAGAUCUAGAGCAUCUGACAAUAGUUCACAACCUAGAGUUUAUCGAGUAUCUGACAAUAGUUCUCUAGAACCCUCUGGUUAGAGAGAGACUUCAAAGAGAGCUUUAAUGUUAUUGGUCUUGCACAAUCUUCAGGUAACACUUUGAGGUUUUUGACUUGCAUCAAUGUUGAUUACUACUAAAGCAAAGAAAGAUACUAGAAUAUUUAGGUCAUCUUUAGAACAAUUAGUUGACAUCGCGGAGAAAAUUAGAGAAAAAAUUAAGUAUUAUCCAAAACACUUGCGAGUAAUAAAAAACAGUCCAUUCUGGAAUUUCUAUAGACCAUUUCAUGAAGGAAGACUUAAUCAAGAGGAUAUGAAGGAAAAACAAAUGGGUCUUGAGCAUAUCUUGAACACUUUCGAUCCAAUUAAACAAGUAUUCUUAUUUGAAGGGAAGGAGUUUAAGUCUACAGCAGAAAACCUUGCAGUCAUAUUUGGGUUACAGAGGAUCAAAGGGGGAGCAGAAUUUAAUACUAUUAGACACCCACAACCUGAAAUUCAUGUCGCCCAAAUAGUGUUUUGCAAAACAUAUCUAAAGGGAGAGCCAGGACUUCAAAAGAAAGAUAUUAUUGAUUCACUUUAUGCAACAGCAGAGGAUAUAACAAAACCAGACGAGUUUGUCAAAUUACUUGUUUUAUAUUUCUGCGUUCAGAUUUUCUUCCCUAGCAAGAGUGGAAACAAAAUAUCAAAGCUGUAUCUCAACUACAUUUUUGCAAUGGAUCAAGUGUCUUGGCCUGACUCGAUCCAUUCAUACUUGAUGGAAGGUUUAAUGGAAGCCGAGAAACCCUACAAAACACUCAAGGGUUGUACUGUCUACAUAUUGUUUUGGUUUGCUGAAGUUACGCACUUCAUCAGCAAAAUUGAGGGUGAACUAGGCAAUUGCAAACCUCGUUUUGUAAGGUGGAAUACUAGUGUGCUGGUCCAAAAGAUCAAGAGGGAAGGCAUGACCUCUCUGAAACAAGGUCUUACUGGAUCAUUCAUCGAUCCUCUGGAUGAAGGUGAACAGAGCCUAAUGACACCAAUUGAAAUACGUCAAGCCAAUUCAGAUAAGAUUGCUGAGAAGAUGGCCAGGGAUGAAGAGAGAGAUGAAAAUUGGGAGUUGAGUCCAGACAGAGAUGCUGAGGAGCUGGCUCCUAUCUUUCUGUCUAAAAAGAGAAAGAUAAGUAUCGAAGAGUCUCGCCCUUGGGAAGGAAAUUGCAUUUGUAAUCAUGAACCAGAACUUCUGCCUUCAUCGGAACCUAAGGAUAUAACUGACAUCCCUAUCUUCCUGACCCAGGAAUUCAUGGACAUACCUCUCUCCAGUGUGAAGGCUUUGCAUGGCAAGGACGACAUACACAUUGGGAACUAUUCGUCUUUCUCCAAAGAGAAAACUGCGGGAAUUGAAUCGAUUAAAGGGGAUGCUACAAUGGUCACAUCCUCUUUUAAGUGCCCGACUCCUGAAUACACCUUGUUAUCUAAAUCUACUUCUGUAAAUGCCAUUCUUUUGCUCACAGGGUCUACAAGCGCUUCUGCACAAGAGGGAGUGGAAGGAUUUGUAUAUGUGGAUAACUUCAAGAUUCCUGAAGAGUAUGAAAUCUUGUAUAAGAAGAUCUAUGGUAAGUAUGGGCAUAUUGCCACUAAAAAAGUCAUCAAGUUCAGUGAUACUGUAUUGCUGGCAUGUGUUAACAAUUUAUUGAAGAUCAUCUCGGCAAUGGAAACUAAGCGAGGGGAGGAACUGAGUGAAGAGUUGCUGGUGGAAUGGGAAGGAUUCAUCAAAGAUGCUGAGGCUUUGAAAUUCAAUAUUAAAUGGCUUCAAAAUGGAUUUAAUCGACUUAAAAACCAUUGGAUGUCUUUACAUAGAGAAGUUGAAAGUGAUGAACAAGUACUGGAUGCAAUGCAGGUGAAUUAUGCUGGCCUCUGGACAAGAAGAGACGAACUUGAAACUGACCUUUCACAAGUAAAAAUUCAGAUAAGGAAAGCUGAAGCAGAGAUUUCAUCUAAACGAGAAGCUAUUCAAGAAAAGGCGACUCAGAAAAUCAUUUUCCAGAGUAAACCUGUUCUAGAAAUGGUGCUUGAUUAGCUGAAUUUUAGAACUUUCUCGAUGUUUAUAAAAUGCAAUGAAGCAACAGUAGUCCAGAUUAGGUAUCAUAUAAGUUCCGGCCCUGUCUAAAGGUUUUUUCGUCUUGUAAAUGUGUAUUGUCAGUAAAUAUUAUGGCAGAUGAUAGUUGGGACGACCAUCUUUUGCUAGACACCUCUUACAGUUUGCAAAAUCAUGCCACCCAUUGCUGCAGGUUGGGAUUAGCUGUAGUUGAUUGGUUGUAUAAAUGUUUAAAUGGUACUUUUCUUAAUAGAAUGAAAAUUCCAGAAUUCAGUU
Molecule: messenger RNA, 2761 nt
Organism: Papaver somniferum (opium poppy)
Lineage: Eukaryota; Viridiplantae; Streptophyta; Magnoliopsida; Ranunculales; Papaveraceae
Exons: 4
Coding region: 536-2467 (643 amino acids)
Source: RefSeq, a predicted model, not a curated record